Molecule: messenger RNA, 2653 nt
Organism: Peromyscus maniculatus bairdii (prairie deer mouse)
Lineage: Eukaryota; Metazoa; Chordata; Mammalia; Rodentia; Cricetidae
Source: RefSeq, a predicted model, not a curated record
GGGGCGUCCCAGGGAAGCCUGGACGCCUUGCCGAGGGCUCUGAGCAGCCGGUAAGUCCCUCUUCUCAUCCCGCCACUAUCCCGGCUGGUGUGGCGACAAUGCGAUUGGCUCCUUUCCCUCCUUGGGGCGAAAGCAGCGAUCCGUAGGAUGGUGACCCUCGGGGCGCCGCAGCCCACGCCCCGGGCGGAUGAAACCAUGGCACUCGUGCAGGAAGGAGGCCAGAGUCUAAGAGACUCAUGGACACUGCACGGACAGGGAAACUGAGGCCCGAGGAACCGGAAUGGUUGGCUCCUGGCCACCCAAGAAGGGACAAGAGGGCACAGAGAGGUUCAGCUGCCCUCGGGGAUCACACAGCCAGCCAGGGCUGAGAUGGCCAUCCACCCUGGUCCUGCUGCUCAGCGCCUCCUCCGGAACCUUCUGCUCUCGCUGUGGACCCUCCUGAGCUGUGAUUUGGGGGUUGUUACUGCUCAGGGUCCGGGGGAGUGGACGCCCUGGGGGUCUUGGAGCAGGUGUUCCAGCUCCUGCGGCCGGGGCGUCGCUGUGCGCAGCCGCCGCUGUGUCCGACUCCCCGGAGAGGAGCCUUGCUGGGGCGACAGCCAUGAGUACCGGGUCUGCCAGCUGCCCGACUGCCCCCCAGGGGCGAUACCCUUCCGCGACCUGCAGUGCGCUCUCUACAAUGGCCACCCUGUCCUGGGCACCCAGAAGACCUACCAAUGGGUGCCCUUCCACGGGGCACCCAACCUGUGUGACCUCAACUGCCUGGCCGAGGGCCACGCCUUCUACCACAGCUUCGGCCGCGUGCUGGACGGCACCCCUUGCACCCCCGGGUCCCAGGGCCUGUGCGUCGCAGGCGGCUGUCUGAGCCCCGGCUGUGACGGGUUGCUGGGCUCCGGCGCCCUCGAGGACCGCUGCGGCCUCUGCGGUGGCGCCAACGACUCGUGCCUGUUCGUGCAGCGCGUGUUCCGCGACGCGGGUGCCUUCGCCGGCUACUGGAACGUGACUCUGAUCCCCGAAGGCGCCAGGCACAUCCGCGUGGCCCAGCGCAGCCACAACCACCUGGCGCUGGUGACCCGCGACGGGCGCUACGUGCUGAACGGCGCGGACGGGGUGCCCAGCCCGCCUGGCACCUAUGAGGCUGCGGGCACCCGCGUGGUCUACACCCGCGGGGCGGGCCCCGAGGAGACUCUGCAGGCGGCCGGGCCCACCUCCCAGGAGCUGUUGUUGCAGGUGCUGCUGCGGGAGCCCAAUCCAGGCGUGCACUUCGAGUUCUGGCUGCCCCGGGAGCGCUACGGUCCCUUCCAGGCGCAGGCGCAGGCCCUGGGCUGGCCCCUGCGACAGCCUCAGCCUCGGGAGGUGGAGGCUCAGCCUGCGGACACCCCUGCGGUCCCCGAGGCCAUCCCUGCCCGGAUUGCAUCCCUGACCCCAGACCCCUGCGGGCCAUGCCCGGACAGCAGGGGUCGCGCACACCGGCUUCUGCAUUACUGCGGCAGCGACUUUGCUGACCCCCGGUGUCACCUUCGUGCAGUGUUCCAAGCCCGCGUGCUGGGCCGCCACCGGCAGGCCGAGGAGACCCGCUAUGAGGUGCGUGUCCUGUUCAUCUACAAAAACCACUCACCGCUGCGCACUCGAGAGUAUGUGUGGGCGCCAGGCCCCUGCCCCUGCCCACCACUGGCCCCCCAUCGGGAGUACCUACUGGCUGUCAGGCGACUGGUCAGCCCCGAUGGCACACAGGACCGGCUGCUGCUGCCCUUCGCGGGCUAUGCUCGGCUCUGGAGUCCGGCGGAGGACAGCCGAGUUCGCCUGGCUGCUCGGCGCUGUCCAGUCUAAACCUCCCGCCCUACGAGCCCACCAGCUGCUGCUUCUGGUGUCGGGUGACUCAGAAAAAUCUCCCGCCAGGAUAUUUCCAGACACUGUGUUUGUAACCUUGGCUGGCGUGGAACUCUCUGCGUAGACCCGGCUGGUCUUGAAUCACAGAGAUCCGCCUGCCUCGGCCUCCCCAGUGCUGGGACUAAAGGCCUGCGCUGCCGGGCUACCUUUCCACCAAACGACUUUGGCCCGUCCCUUUUAAAAUUACUAUUUAAUUCCGAGUACAAGAACUCGGAAAAAGAACAAGGCCCUUCCCCGCCGCUCGUCAGCUCUCUAGGCUCAGGGACGCCCUAGCAGAGGCAGCUCAGACACACCCCAAAUUACUGUCUUUUCCUGACACCCCCUCCCAGGGUACUGGGUCCACGUGAGACCAGCACAGAGGUGUGAGACUUUGGGGACACACAGAGAAUCGGUGUGCCUCCUGACCUGGGCUCUGUCCAGGCUGUCGGUUCAUUUCAGUGUCUGUACAUCAUGGGUCUCUCAACAAGCCGUCCCCAGUGGGGUGUCCCUCUCUGGGUCCUGCCUCAGUCAUAUGGUCUAACCUGUCCUCAGUGACAUCCAGGACUGGGAUCCAGAGGCCAGCGGACUGUCAGCCUUGCCUCGAUCCUCCACAAGACCCCCUCUGGCUCUGACCCGUCGCCUCGCCCUUCCAAAGGCCUCAGUUUCCCCAUCUGUUAGCUCUGUCUACGAACAUUUAUUGAGCACUGACUGUAGCGGGAGACCCAGCAAGUCCUGGGGAGGCAUAGUGCUGUUCUGAGAUAAGCAGGGGUCAUUUGUUUUUUGUUUU